CAACCUACUCAAUUUGGCUGCGAAAUAGGAGGAUAACUACUAGUUGAAUUCGGUUGACAAGCCUGACGCGCGUUGCAGUGUGCCGAGGCGGCAACCCAAGACAGAGACGUACACUCAAUUGACCAGCAGACACAGAAUGUCGCUCAAGGAAUUGAGGUCACUCGCGCCUUUCGGGUGGGACUCGCGCAUUACCAAGCACCCUGUCGGCAAGGCUAUUCGGAACGACUUCGAAAAGAUUGAUGAAUCUUCCUGGGCGAAGCAGGCGGAUGGUGCCGGGCCGGCGAGCACGCCCGCUCCUGAAUCUCGGGAACGCCGCCGCUCAACUGCUCUAACGCCUGGCGACCAGGCAUGGGCAACUCCAGCUCCCGGCGGCCAGAACCGCAAGGCAGCGAGCGCCGACCGCGCCAAGAGCCUGAAGCGCAAGGCCGCGGAGCAGGUGCAGCACACGCCCGACGCGCGCGCCCGGCCCUCCAGCGCACAGCAGCGCAGCCGCAGCAAGCACAGCCACGGCCACGGCCAGCCCAAGCAGCGCCGCGCUAGCGACAGCGGCGCCGAUGGCGACGCCGACGCCGCCGGGCAUGAGCACGAGACUGAGACCGAGGAUGUUGACGUUGACAUGAAGACACAUCAGCAGCUUGACGACCAGCAGCAACAAGAGCCGGGCAGCACCGGCCGAGCGCUUGCGGACUCGGCGGCGAUGCCGCCACCUGCCGGCUCUGCGCUCCGCACAACGCCCUCCGCGCCGCCGCCGCCGCCCUCCGCUUUCAAGGGCUCUGCGGGCAAGAGCGGCCUUGCCUCGCUGGGUCGCACCCCCGGACCCGGCUCAGGACACAAGCCGCCACCCACCGACGGCGGUGGCGGCGAAGGCGGAGGCGGCGAGGGAGGAGGGGCAGGCGCGACGCCGUUGCCCGGCGGCGCGGCGUCGCAGGACCGCGCCAUGCGGCCGCCGCGGUGGACGCCGGGGCCGCCCAGCGCCCGGCAGCUCGCGCCGGUGCCGUCGCCGGUGCCUCUGCCCGCCGGCGCAGAGGUAGGAGCAGAGGAGGAGGCGGAGGAGGGCAAGGCGCCGGCAGCUCCCGUGCCGGCGGCGGAUGCUGCAGCCGCGCCAGGGCCCAAGCCGCCGCCGCAGCAGCAGCAGACCGGUAGCCGCAGCCCGGUGCCAACUGGCGCAGACGGCGGCGCUGCUGACGCGGCGGUGGCGCCGCGGCCGUCCUCCCUGCUCAAGCUGACGCCCACCACGGGCAAGCCCUUCGUGCUGCACGGCACUGUGGUGGAGGGCAUCUCCUCGCCGCAGCCGCGCCCGCCACGGAACAGCCCCGGCUCCGGCCCCAACGGCACCAGCGGCGGCCGCAGCGCCAACGCCGAAGCCGCCACCGGGCCGGACUUUGCUGCAGCCGUCGCAGCAGCAACCAUCCCCGCGGCUGCCGCAGCCACGGCCGCCCCCACGCAGCAACAGCAGCGGCAGGCCGCAGCCCGGCCCGCACCGCACGUGCACGAGGACGGACAGGACUAUGACCCCAUGGCUGUCGCCACGUCGCGAGGGCGCAGCCCCACCGCACCCACCCCUGCAGGCGGCGCUGCAGGCGGCCUCGAGCGCGCCGGCUCUCUGACUGGACCCCGGAAAAAGGGCCUGGCCGCGGCGGCUGCAACAGCUUCCACCGAUGCGGUAGCGGAGCCAGAAGGUAAAGGCAAGGCGGCACCGGCGGCGAGCAGUGCGCAUGGGACCUCCGCUCCAGCGGGCUCCCGCUCCCCGCUGAUGGCGAAGCAGAUGGCGGCAGGCUCCGGCGGCACCGCCAUCGCCGGCCUGCCUUUCCCCAGCCUGCAAGCACACCGCGCUGGCGGUGUGGCAUUUGGGUCGGCCGGCGCAGCCGCCGGCGGCAACGCAGCCGCGGCGGCGGCUGCCGCGGCAGCGGCAGCGGCCGCAGUGGCCUCGUGCGUGGGCGUGAGCGGCGCCGUGCCGCCGCAGGGCGCCGGCCGCGGCUCGGGUCAGGCUCCCGGCAAGCUGGUGCGAGACAAGCAGCCCCCGGCGGGCCUGAUGGUCGCGGACACCGCCGCAGCGACUGCACAGCCGCUUGGAACCGGCUCAGGUCGGCGGCGGCAGGAGGAGGAGCCCCAGGCCCGGGCGCACCCACGCCCCGUGAAGCGCCGUGCGAUGGAGGCCGCCGCCACAGCCGGCGCCACCAAGGCCUCCGCGGCAGGACUGCCGGCGGCGCCGUCAGCCGCUCCAGGAGCUGCCGCAUCCCGCGCCGCCGCCACCACCACUGCCACCAAGUCCCUUGCGUCGGAUGCAACCGCUGCACAAAUGCAGCUCGCCACCACACGUGCCGAGUCUGCCAAGCACAUCACCGCCGCCGCCGCCCCACCCCGUGCCGGCGCGCCGCCGCCCCGGGCGCCCUCGCCCACGCUCUCCGCGGGAGCUGCCGGCGGCGUCGUUGCCUCCACUGGCGGCGCCGUCGCGCCUGUUGUGAAGGUGGGAGUGGUUGCUGGCCGGCUGUCUGCGGCGGUGAGCUCGGGUCUGAGCCUGACGCAGCAGCAGCUGGGGGUGCUGGGGCAGCUGCUGGCCCACUUCCGCGCCACUGGCUGCCGCCACCCGGCGUCCAUGACGGCGGCGGAGUUGGUGGCGGCAAUCACCGGGUACUGCAAGGCCUCGGGCAUCCCCGCGGUGCCGGCCAACAUCCAGACGCUGGCCUCCUGGCUAGGGGCGCUGCUGGCGCUGGAGCGGCCCGUCAAGGCGCUGGCGCAGCAGGCGGCGGCGGCGGCGAGGCAGCAGACCUCCAGCGGCAGCGGCGCGGAUGGUGGCAGCAGGCGGGGGAGCCAGGAUGGCGGCGCCCCGGCGGCGUCUCGGCCGGGCGGGGGUGCAGGCAGCAGGCGGGGGAGCCAGGACGGCGGUGCGGCGGAGGUGGCGCAGCAGCAGCAGGCGGGCGGCGCAGCUGCCAGGGCCGCGGAUGUGCCGCAGCAGCCGUCGUCGUUGCCUCAAGACCCCCGCCGCCGGCCAUCGCAGACGCAGUUAUGGACAGGUGCGCACCCGACGCCCUCCGUCGCCACGAGCAGCAACGGCGCCAGCACGGCUGUGGCGGCUGAGGCGCUGACGGCCGCGGCCCUGGCCGGCCACCGGCCCAGCAACACCAGCAUCAACAGCGACCCCAACACCACCACACACACGGCAGCGCUGGCGGCGCCAGCCCCGGCUGGGCUGCCGCCGCUGCCGCCGCAGCCCUCACACCCGCGCCGCGCGGCGUCGCAGAGCUCCGGCGCCCCCAGCAGCGCGCUCACGAACGCGCUCCUGAGCGCUGUGGCGGCGGCAACUGCGGCCGCGCCAGCCGGUAGCGGAGCCGCCGCAGCCGGCACCACCACAACCACCCUCACCGCCAGUACUGACGCCGCCACCGCCCUUACCACUGCUGCCACCACUGGCGCUGCCGCCAACGCCUCAGCACGUGCCGCGCCGCAGCUGUCCAUCCUGCCGCUGGACGCCGGUGCCGGCGGCGGCGGCCCCACGCCGCUGGAGCGGUUCGAGUCGGACUGGCUGUCGAAGCUGUCGCCCGCCGUCAAGGCCCUGUACGACUCCCUGGCCGCCAGCCAGCUGUCACUGCGCGGCGCGGCGGCGCUGCUGCAGGCGGCGGCCUUGGCGGCAGGGGCGGGGGCUGGCGAGGCAGGGGCGGGUCCGGGUGAGGCAGGAGCGAGCGGUCGUGGCGGAGCGGCGGCAGAGGCUGCGGCAGAGGCUUCUUGCAGCGCUGUGGCGGCACCUAUGGCGGCAAGCGCUGCGGCGUCGUCGCGACCGGACGUGCCGCAGCAGCAGACACAGACACAGCCGGCGGCAGAGGCGGCGCAGGACAUGAGGCCGACCCUGCCCGCUUCCUCACCUGCGCCCGCAGGCAAGGCCGCAGCCAGUGCGCGCCCGCGCCCCCUGCCUGCGCUGGCCGCAGCGGUCGCCGCCGCCUCUGGCUCCGCUGCUGCUCCUCCCGCACCUGCUGCCGCGCCUCCCAGCGCGCCCGCAGUCCAACACCAGCAGCAGCAGCAGCAGCAGCCCCUCGCGGCAUCGGCCCGGGCGGCGCCGCCGGUGUCUUCGCACGCUCCUGCGCCGCAAGAGCGGCCCGCACUCACAGCCCGGCCCACCAACCAGCAGCCACACCAGCAGCAAACACAGCCGGCCCAGCAGCAGCAGCAGCCGUCGGCAGUGGCUGCAGCGGGGGCGGCGACGGCAAGUGGCCGCGUCACGCCAGUACCGCUGCCCAUGUCGCCGCAGCCGCCGCCGCCCGCUGCCGGCCACCCGUACACCCACCCACACGCUGUGGCGGGCUACCCCGGCCCCCACCCGCACCUCCCCCACCACCCCCCGCACCACCCGCACCCCUACCACGGCUAUGCCUACGGCCCCCACCCGCACGUGCACCCGCACGCCGCACAGCGGGCGAUGAUGUCACCGCCGCCGCGCAGCAGCAGCGCCAGCGGCGCCGCCGCUUCUGCCGCCGCCGCCGCCGCCAUGCCAAUGAGUCCGUACGCGCCCUCGCCUGCGCACCCGUACCCGUCUCCGUACGCGGCGCUGGGCGCCGACUCGGCGGCGCUGCAACCAUCGCCGUACGGUCCGUACGGUUACGCCGUGCCCAGUUACGGUUACGGCGGCCCGUACGGCGGCUGGUGCCCGCCGCCGCACGGGCCGUACGGGCGGCCACACCCCGGCCAGCCGCAGCACCACCUCCACGCACACCACGCCACGGAGCCGUUCGCGUACGCGCACGCGUCGCGUCUGGCGGCGGCGGGGCCUGGCGCCAGUGCGGCUGGCGGCGCAUAUGGCGGCGCUGAUGGCAAGGUGAUGGCGGCUGGCGGCGGCGGCGGGUACGUGCGGCCGCAGCCGUACGCUGGCAAGCAGGGCGCGGGCGCGGAGGGCCCGGUGCCGGGUGCGGCAGUGGCGCCGGCUGUGCCGCCCCUGCCGGCUGCCAUGAUGGGCGCGGGCGGUGCAGGGAAGUCGGCUGCAGCGGCUCUGGGUCGCAAGUAGGAGGUGAUGGUUGUAGGUCUGGAGGACAGAUGGCGGUAGCGGAUGGGUGGAUGGUGUAGGGCCCCGCGAUGUGGGCUUGGAGGAGCCUUCUGACAUGCGGCUACGACGUGGACGAACACGAAUGGAAGUAGGCGCUUUGACAGAAACUGAGAAAGCUUGAGCGCAUGGAGCAUGCCAGAGAUUCUGAUGCUUUUGCAUGUGGGGUGAGGUUCGACUGAGCACGCCGGCCUGGGGGUCUGUUUGUCGGGGUGGCGGAGAAGGGUAAAGGGGGUGUGAGAGGGGGGAACGGGACGGCGGUCGCGCCAUGGGGCGCUCAGCUUUCCCGCCAAGUUGCAGGUGCUGGGGCCCACUGUUGCUGGGAGCGCCGGGCGCCAUUACAGCAGCAUUAUUGGCGUAUAGGUAAAGGAAGGCGGCUUGCGAGCCUCCGCCACGAGUGAGUGGUGGGGUAUCUGACGUGAAGACACACGUGAUGACGCGGGUGUGUGCGAAAGAGGCGAGCGUGCGAGCUAAGGGUGGGGCGGGGCGCUUACGCCUUGCGGGGGCUGGAGGGAGGUAAGGAGGUGUGGGCCCACGCGGUGUGUUCACAACCGCACUGGGAGCACCGGACUCACUGAGAAUAAAAGGAUGGGAGGUGAAUGGGAGGCGCGUGUGUUGGAGCGGGUGGCGGUGUGACUUGGUCAUGGGGCCUUCUCCAAACCCAAUGCUGCGGGCGUCAGAAUGAAGCGCAUGUGGCUCUCGGGGGGUAAGCUGCGGGCAGCGGAAGCUGCGGGCAGCGUCCCGGACUUGCAACGCAGUUGAUUUACAGUGUUGC
Messenger RNA from Chlamydomonas reinhardtii, 5804 nucleotides. RefSeq lists its product as uncharacterized. Bases 137 to 4993 code for a protein of 1618 amino acids. The record is from RefSeq and is a predicted model, not a curated record. The transcript is spliced from 7 exons. NCBI's taxonomy places the organism in Eukaryota, Viridiplantae, Chlorophyta, Chlorophyceae, Chlamydomonadales, Chlamydomonadaceae.